Acaromyces ingoldii is the source of this 2358-nucleotide messenger RNA. RefSeq lists its product as hypothetical. The transcript is spliced from 2 exons. NCBI's taxonomy places the organism in Eukaryota, Fungi, Basidiomycota, Exobasidiomycetes, Exobasidiales, Cryptobasidiaceae. The coding region runs from base 1 to 2358 and encodes 785 amino acids. The record is from RefSeq and is a predicted model, not a curated record.
AUGUCGACGUCGACGUCCUCUGCCGCUUCUACGGCAUCGACUUUGAAGAUGCAAAAGCCUGACUCGAUGUAUGCGUCGCUCUCGGCGCUGCUCGCGUCGGGCGCCUCGUCGGCAUCCGAACACCUUGCGCUGCUGCCGCCAUCCAGCCUCUCAUCGUCCAUCACCCACUACCUCGCAACGCUCCCGACAGACGAGGCCGCCAAAUUUGCACGUUCGAUUGCUUCCAGUCCGGCGCUGUGGAGCGGCGGCGACGACAGAGUCAAGGUGCUGGAGCGGGCACGGCUUGUUUACGAGGCGUGCGCCCGUGCCGUCCUUGGCCGGAUUCAGGCCAUUGUCAAUGAGCGCGUCGGCUCCGUUGGGUGGACCUCUCGUCGCGGCCUGAUCUCGUGGCUGCGUGCGCUGGCCGAUGCGGUGCACCUCGACGCCGACGCGAUUCCCAAGCGCUUCGACGAGGUGCCCCUGCCCGGCCUUGCGAUCCACACGGGCCUCGUCGCUGGCCUGCAGGCCGCACGCGCCCAGCGCCGGAGGGAGGAAGGCCGCGGCAUGAGUGUCGGCUACGCACUUUCAAGGGCCGAGGACGAGUGGUGUGUCGCGCUGGCCGAGUGUCUGGAGCCUCUCGCGGCCAAGCGGUCGUCGACGCAGGACGAGACAGACGAGUGGGAGCUCGAAUUCAAGAAGCGCAUGGGGGCGCAUCCGUCGUCGGACGAGGACCGCACAGAGGUGGCGACGCUCUUUUUGGCUGCACAGGUCGCUCCGCUCAUUCCACAGAAGAAGCUCGAGGCGCUUGCGUCCGAGCCUCUCGUCGGUGUCAUGUCCGACGUCGUCCUGGGUCUCUUUGAGGAGAGCCAUCUGCUCGACUCGAUCCGCGAGGAUCUGGUCCAGGGCAGCGACGGCCUCGUGGGCUUGCGAGAUGCAGCAAAGACAGUAGAGCGGAGCGGCAUGAUGACGAGACACCCGCUCUUCUCGCUCCUGGGCCCGCUGUCGAGGAUGCUGUCCCUCAGCCUGUCAUCCGUCGUCCGAUCCCUUCCUUCUGCUGGUCUCCACGACAUUCUCUUUGCGGAAGACGGCGAAAAUGGCCCAGCCAUGGCGACGCGGAUGAAGAGCAUCGCAGGCAGAUGGCAGUCUCAGUGGCUCAGCAGCCGGCUCUCUGGCCUGACAGAGGAUCAGAUUGCACCCGAUGCUCGGCCGCGGACGACGGAAAUGUGGAGUGUGUUCAAGACAAUGCUGUUCAGCUUUACCAUGAUCUUUGACGCCCUCAUGGAGGCUGUUGUCGAUGUGUGCCCCAGCCCGACAAUCACGACGCCGAUCGAUGCAUCGACACCGCCACAAGAGGGACAGAAGUGGCCUGCGACAUCGACAUCCAAUAUACCCCUGCCCCUGCUGGAAGUCACGUCGACGAUUCUCAUUACCUACUCGCGCUUGUCUUGGAUCACCUCGUCGUUUGGCAGCUCGACAUUCGAAGCCUACCGCCGCGUCUUUUUCGAGGCUUUGGACGUCAUUGGCCGAGACGGCGAAGCCUCACUCGCACUGCUCGACUUCAUCCGGCCCGACGCACCGGGCACGCUCGAGGCCAACCGGGCACGGCGGGCCAAGGCGACGUACUACAUGGACGUCGUCGAGCAGCUCAUCCCUUCGCUCUCUGACGAAGUCAUUGAAGGCGAGCUGCUCCCCAUCUGUCGUCCUUACCUCGUCGAUCGCGCCUCGAACGAGGCCGCGAACAAGGAUGCCUUUGAGUCGGCCCACUCGGUCCUGCUCAGUGUCUUUGCGAGUAGCAAGCGCGCCGUCAAGGAUCUCGCGCCCUUUUAUGCACGCUUGCUCCUCGAUGGCUUUGGGGCCGAGAAGCUCAACGAGGGCCAGCUCGUCCAUGCGUACUCGACAAUGGUCGACGCGGUUUCGGACAUCGACGACGGUCUUGCCUGGCUCGUCGUCGACCUGCUCUGGACGAGGAUAGGGCAGGCAAGAAUGGCCCAAUAUGCAGCAUCGUCUCUGGUCUCAGCAGCGACAGCAGUUGAGGGCGGACUGAGCGAGGAGGGCCGGCUCGGGCUCGCGAGGUGCUUCAUUGCACAGCUGCCCAACGUCAAUCUCGUCCUGCUCCGCUCGAUGCUCGACCGCGUCAGGAGACUCAUCGUGGAUGCGCCUGCGUACGGCAGCGUGGCGAAGCCGCCGGUGGUGGAAGAAGAGCAGGAGCAAAACAAGAAGAAGAAGAAGCAGGCUCAAGACGAAGGGAGAAGCACAGGCGAGGAGACAAGGAGAGAACUGUGCGAGAGGACGUUUGAUGCGCUCGGUGGUCUGGAUGCCAGCACAAGAGAAGAAGGCCUCAGGUGGUGGUUGGACCAUCGCAAGGAAUUUGGCGUAUGA